GGCCUGCCUCCGUCUCUCUUUAGUGACGUUUUCGCGCAUUCCUACCCCUCCUCUGUCUCCAGGGGGACCUCCGCUGUAGGUUCCCUAGUGGAGUCCACUUUCUCUCGGGCGUUCUCCUUCCUUGUCCAAGAUGGCAACACUAAGUGUAAACAAAAUCGGGUCUGGCGCUGGGAUGGAUGCCGGGAACAGGCACAGCCGAAGUCCGGCGGGGCCUGUCGUGAAGGUUUUGGAAUGUGGAGUCUGUGAAGAUGUAUUUUCAUUGCAAGGAGACAAAGUUCCCAGACUUCUUUUAUGUGGUCAUACUGUCUGUCAUGACUGUCUUACUCGACUUCCUCUCCAUGGCAGAGCAGUUCGAUGUCCUUUUGAUCGACAAGUUACUGAACUAGGUGAUUCUGGGGUGUGGGGAUUGAAAAAAAACUUUGCUUUGUUGGAACUCCUGGAGCGAUUGCAGAAUGGAUUAGGUGGUCAGUGUGGAACAAUUGAAGAAACUAUUGGCCUAUCUGGAGAGUGCAUCAUCCGAUGUGAUGAAGAUGACACUCAUCUGGCUUCUGUGUACUGCACUGUUUGUGCUACUCACCUGUGUACAGACUGUUCCCACCUUACACAUUCUACAAAGACACUAGCAAAGCACAGACGUGUGCCCCUUGCUGAUAAGCCACAUGAAAAGACGAUGUGUUCUCAGCACCAAGUGCAUGCCAUUGAAUUUGUGUGCUUGGAAGAAGGUUGUCAGGCCAGUCCUCUUAUGUGUUGUGUUUGCAAAGAAUACGGAAAACACCAGGGUCAUAAACACAGUAUUUUGGAACCAGAAGCAAAUCAGAUCCGCGCUUCCAUUUUAGAUAUGGCUCACUGUAUAAGAACUUUCACAGAAGAAAUCUCAGAUUAUUCUCGGAAACUAGAUGGAAUUGUACAACAAAUAGAGGGAGGAGAACAGCUUUUCGAAGAUGGUAUAGGAAUGACCCACACAGAACAUGUUCCAGGCACUGCAGAGAAUGCUCGGUCAUGUAUCAGAGCCUAUUUUUCUGACCUUCACGAGACUCUCUGCCGCCAAGAAGAAAUGGCACUUAGUGUGGUAGAUGCACAUGUGCGUGAAAAAUUGAUCUGGCUUAGGCAACAGCAAGAAGAUAUGACUAUCCUGUUGUCACAAGUUUCAACAGCAUGUCUUCACUGUGAAAAGACUUUACAGCAGGAUGACUGUAGAGUUGUUUUGGCUAAACAAGAGAUUACAAGGCUUUUAGAAACAUUGCAGAAACAACAACAACAAUUCACAGAACUUGCAGACCACAUUCAACUUGAUGCUAGCAUUCCAGUUACUUUUACAAAGGACAACAGAGUACACAUUGGACCAAAAAUGGAGAUUAGAGUGGUGACCCUUGGAUUAGAUGGAGCAGGCAAAACUACUAUUUUAUUUAAAUUAAAACAAGAUGAGUUCAUGCAACCCAUUCCAACCAUAGGUUUUAAUGUUGAGACAGUAGAAUAUAAAAACCUGAAAUUCACUAUUUGGGAUGUAGGUGGCAAACACAAACUGAGGCCUUUAUGGAAACAUUAUUACCUCAAUACACAAGCCGUGGUCUUUGUCAUUGAUAGCAGCCAUAGAGACAGAGUCAGCGAGGCACACAGUGAACUUGCCAAACUAUUAACAGAGAAGGAGCUGCGUGAUGCAUUGUUACUGAUCUUUGCCAACAAGCAGGAUGUGCCAGGGGCACUUUCAGUAGAAGAAAUCACAGAAUUACUGAAUCUCCACAAACUUUGCUGUGGUCGUAGCUGGUACAUUCAAGGCUGUGAUGCCCGAAGUGGCAUGGGACUUUACGAAGGACUGGAUUGGCUUUCAAGGCACCUGGUAGCUGCAGGUGUACUGGAUGUGGCUUAAGAGAGCCAGUAAGCAUAAAGAUCAGUUGUUUAUUUAUGUGAAUUGAUAUGGUCAGAUAUGAACUUCAUUUAAACCUGUUACUCCUUAAAAACAUUUUGUUGGAAUGCUAGACUGAAGCACAGUGUAGGUAUAACUUGUGUAAAUUACAGUAACCAAAUAGAGUGAUAUAAUGUAUUUGUGGGAAAGGUGCCUUAAUUUCUUUUAAAGAAAUUUGAACUGAGGAUCUUCAGCCUUCCCUAUUAAACAUCCUUCUCUCAGGACUUAGCAUCUAUUUAAUUUCACUUCUUUCAAUGAUGGCCUUGCUGCAUUCACUUGCUCUCUCAGAUUUGGGUGCAUGUAUAACCAUUAUUUCAUAUUACCAACAUAGUUUACUAUAUAUUAAGUGAAGCAGGAACUGACUGCACAAAUGCUUGGUUCUGGUUAAUAGCUCUUGCUCUUAAAAUUCAAGCCCAUAUCUAUGCUAGUAUACUCACAACAGUUUUCCACUUGUGCUAUAGCCUUACUGUUGCUUUUAUGUAUUUCCUUUAUUCUUAAUUUAAUCAAUUUGGAUGCUGCUUUUGAGGAAACUCUUCUCUGAUAUUAAAUAAUUACACAUUUUUGCACAUAUUUAGGUAAAAUUUCCUGUAAGCAUAGGAUUUUUUUUGUCUGUAUCUUGGAAAAACUGUUGUACUAAUCAGAGACUUAUUUAUUACUGUUAUUAUUUUGCAAAUGUGGCUUACAAAGUAUAUAUUGAGGCUGCCUCUAAAAUUGCGUUAAUACGACACACACACGUUCAUAUUAAUUUUUAGAUACAUUUAGAAAUUUCUAAUGUACAAAUAUUCCAUCCAUUCAGAGUUAAGAAAGCGUUAAGUAGAAUAUCUGAGAUUUGAAGUUAUUCCAGGACCUGUUUAUCAAUAUAUUGUGUGUUUUAAUUGCACACGAUCUGUUGAUUUUUUAACUUGUUGAAAUCAUAUAGACUAUUUAAUUGUGGUUAACUUUUCACGCAUACAUUGCUUUACUGGUAUGCUUUCGAUAAAUUAUGAGCAGCCUUAAAAAUGCAGAAAUAAAUAACUACUGAAAUAGGACCUCCACUAAUGUUGUUGAGAUGAGAAGUUUAAAAAUUAAUAGGGCAGGUUGUAGCAAAAAUUGAAGAUUCAGAAAACCAUUUGUUCAACUCUAGAAAGGGUAGGAAAUUUUUGCCCAGAAAAAAAAAUGGGUUCUAAUAAAAAUGGAGAAGAAAAUGAAGGCAGUCUCUUGAAUAUUAAAAUAAUAAGAGCAGCAUUUCUCCACUUAAUUAUUUACAAAGAUGUCAAAGUUACACAUUCUCACUGUGAAUUGUGGGAAAUGUAUCAGCCCAUCCAAAUAUCAGCUUAGAUAAAAAGUGUCUUGACUGCUUUAUUUGUCUUUUCCAUUUUAUGUAGACUGCUUCUGCCACAUGCCUUUCUUGCUUCUUUCUCUCUUCACACUAUUUUUCAACAAAAUUCUCUGUAGGAGUUGGGUUUUUACAUCUUUGACAGAUUACUGUUUCUUAAAUUUGUCAUAAAAACUCAUGAAAAGCAAGCCCCUAUCCACAGAUUGUUUGUCUUCCACUUUUCUUAUCUCAGUUGGGAUGUUGUUGGAGUAAAAAACAGCACUACCUUACAGAAAAGUUACCAGUUAGAUAUAUGACAGAUGCUAUUUCGAAUUAUGUAACAAAUGUUUCAGAAUUAACAACUACCGGUAUUUGCUUAAAUUGGUAUGUGGAAAUCAGACUUUCUUUAAAGAGUCUAUGUGCCUUUGUCUUAGCAUCUUAGCAUUUUUUUAGUUGAGAUUGCAUAUCAGAAUCCCUUCUCAUUUCCUUGUCAUCUUAAUCCUUAUCAGAAUUUGGGGAUUGUUAGGCUUUACAGUUCAUUCUAUCUGAUGAUACAUGACUAUGUCCCUCUACCAUUUAAGAUCAGGUUUAGCUUCUCUGUAAUAUUUUAUUAGUAUUCAAAAUCUGAUUUAUGAGGAAAUCUUGGAAAUCUCUCUGUAUAUAUAUAUAGUCAUGGAAGCACACUGUCUCCCUAGUGCCACAGACUGCACAUUUGUUUCUACUUUAAUUUGAACUGAGAUUUGCUUUCAAAUUACAGUAAUUAUUUUUUACUGUGAUUCAAUAAAGAUAAUUUUUCAUUUUCCCCUUGAUAUUAGUUGGCUUAUUGACGGGGAAAAUUCUAUGAAUUGGUAAUUUUGAUAUUUAAUAUUAAUUCUUUGACUAUGUUUUAUCAAGUAAUACACAUUCUAAGGGUCAUGCUUUACUAUGGUUAAUAAUUUCAUGUUAAUACUUGAAUUCAUUCAUUUUGACAUCACUAAAGUUUAAGGUAAAGUUUGCUUGAUAGAGUAACUAGAGUAGCCUAGUUCUAGACUGAAAAUUUUGAUAAUUUUCUGAGAAAUCUAGGAGUGCAUAUUUGUAAUUCCUGCUAAUUUUCUUGAAGAGGCUCUAUUUAGUUUAUACAUAAGUAAACGUUCAGAUGCAGAAUUCUGAUUGAGUGCUGCAAUCAGUAGUUCUGUGUUUUAAGACUGAAAAGGGUGAAGCUAUAGCUAUCGUAAGAAGCAGAAUUUCCUUAAUAGAAUGUUUUUUACCAAAGCAAUAAUUCACCAAAAGUCCAGUGACAAUUAAAGCAGGAUUUAGAUAGUAAAUAUCUAAACAUGCUCCAUCAUUAAUAAUAGAUGAUCCAUACAAGUCCUGUUUAUAUCAUUAAAAAUGGAGCUGCUGAGAACAAGGAGUCCAGAAGCUGCGUUGACAAUUGGAAGUAUGUGGCAGAACUGGGGAAAACAAUUAGCAGUAUUGCCAGUCAGAACCCUAGGGAAGACGAAACUAAGAGUUCCUUCUUGGUCUACUCAUUGAAUACAUAAAAAGGUCAGAACCUGUUACCAUGCAUGAAGUUCAUUCAGAUUGCAAAAGGAGGCAUUGUUACUUCUUUCUACUGUGAUUGACUUGAGACUUUGCUACUUGCUUCAGUAGUGCAUGGGCUGCAGUGAAGGAUCAGCUCAGUAUUUGGAUGCCCAAUGAUAAGAUCCUUGUUGAAUGGUAUUCCAAAGCCUGUAGACUCUUAAGUAAUGGAAGUUGCAGUCAUUUACAACCCAGACCUGGCUCUAUGCUGUUGCUUUCUCCUACUUCCCUUUUAAUACUUUCCAAUUAAUACUAUUGGGACAAAGUGUGCCUGCCUCUUCAAAAUAUAAUUGCUGAAGUGAUUGAAUCAUGUUGUUAUACAGCACAAGCAUAUGUUUGUGUGUUGUGCUGUUCAGUGGAGUUUAAUCCUAGAUAACUUUCGGGAUCACAGUUUUAUCACCUUAGUGAAAUAUCAGUUCAUCUUUAAAACAUAAUCAUUUCUGAAACAAGGUCAAUGAAAGAUCUUUUAAACUGUAGCCAUCAAGGUUUUUUUUUUAUAUUGUGUUGAAGUAGUAAGUAAUGCUGCAUAUAAUUGUCUUAAAAGUAAAAAAAAAAAACCUACCUAUUUGAGAUAAAAUAUUUGCCAUUGGUUCCCUCCCUUUGGGGGAUAUGUUUGGAUGACAGGCAUGUUUCAGCAUUCUGUAGCAUUUAUGCAUUAAUGGAAACCUUUAAUGUAUUAAAAUAAUUGGCUAUAGAUACCUAAAUACUAUAAAAGUAGGGGUUGUUUGUCACAAACAUUUCUUACCUGCUUCAACUCCUGUCAAAAUACACUGCAAGUUUAGAUGUCUUUAAGAACUAAGUUGUAGGUGCAAAGCCUGUGUCUGUGAAGUAAUUUGAAAGGUUUUACUAUAUUUUAGUGAAGUCAGACUUCUGCUACUGUAUUGCUUGCUUAUAUUUCAUUUUAAUGCUAUUAGAAUGCAUGAUAUCACUUAAUAUAUAGCAGUUCAAAAGGCUGAAUGUAAAUUGUUUUAUUAGUGGCUUUAAAUGCUAUUGCUUGCUUCAUGUAAAACUCUGAAGGUGUUGAUUUUAGGAGAAUGUGCAGAAAUAUUUGUUGGUUAAUAUUGACAAAGUUGAGCUCUGCUGCAAAUAUAGUGUACUUGUAUAAAAGUAUUAUUUAAUUGAAACUCACAAAAGUUACUGUGAAUAUAACUAUUAUAGUUGUCUGAAUUCAAUUUUACCACAUUUAGCAUCUUGUUUGUAUUGUAUAUAACUUGUUCAAGGAGAAAUUAAAACUUGUUUCAUACAUCAUUGACCUUUAAUUUUCUUUAGUGUACUAAUGAGUGCAAGUUUCUAAAAUUGUUUUAGCUGCAAAGAAAUUUUUAAGAGCUUCAUAUAAACUGUUUUAAGAGUGGACUGUAUUUGAUUAAAGAUAUCUUUGUAAAAUAAUGAUACAGUUGAAUUUUGAUUAAAUGCAGUGUUCAACAAUGAUAAAGAAAGGUAUUGUAUGGUAUCACAUAUAAAAAUACCAUAUGCAACAAUACCCAGUUACACUGUAGCUUGUAACUUUAUGUCAUGAGUUAUUUUCUAAUUACAAACAGGAAUAGGUCAAAGGAAGAGGAGUUAUUGCAUAAAAAUAUCUACCUUCUGCACCUGUAACACAUGUAAAAUAGCUCACAAAAAUAAAUAUUUAACAGUUGUGAUAGUGAAUCAUAGUAAUAAAAUUAUUUCACCCAAA
Messenger RNA from Pantherophis guttatus, 6429 nucleotides. RefSeq names its product tripartite motif containing 23 (gene TRIM23). NCBI's taxonomy places the organism in Eukaryota, Metazoa, Chordata, Lepidosauria, Squamata, Colubridae. The record is from RefSeq and is a predicted model, not a curated record. Gene Ontology annotation, molecular function: zinc ion binding; GTPase activity; GTP binding.